AUGAGUAAGACUGACUUGCCCAAGAUGGCGACUUCUCAUCAGUGGGAAGAUUUAAGAAGGCAGGCAAGAAAUUUGGAGAAUGAAAUCGAUCUGAAAUUAGUUUCAUUUAGUAAAUUGGGUACAACGUACGGAUCACACGAUUUGACUUCGGAAAAUUCGGAUACGAUUCCCUUAUUGAGUAAUGUAAGCAGCGAACACAUGUUCGAGACGAUAAUGCUUGAAAUCGAGCAGCUGUUAGCAAAAUUGAAGGAAGUAAAUGACAAAAUGGCUUCAUUUACCCAAGUACAAGGCUUGUCGGUUUCUAGCGCGACUGUUCUCCACACCUUACAACGUCAUAGGGAAAUACUGCAAGAUUACACGUUAGAAUUUCAGAAAACUAGUGCAAAUAUACAAGCACAAAGGCAGCGAGAGGAACUUCUAGGCUCCGUCAACAGAGAGAUCAGUUCAUAUAAAAAUUCUGGUCUGAAUAGAAGAAACGAAUUAUAUAUGAAGGAACACGAACACGUAAGGAGUUCAGAUCGGAUGGUCGAUGAACAAAUCAGUAUUGCAGUUAAAACUAAAGACGAAUUAUUGAAUCAAAGAAUUGCAAUGAAGGCCAUUCAAACUAAAAUGACAACAUUGGCUAAUCGUUUCCCCAUGAUCAACAGCUUGAUGCAACGAAUCAACAUAAGGAAACGUAGAGAUUCCAUCAUCAUUGGCUGCGUCAUAGGAAUAUGUAUUAUUUUGAUAUUGCUGUAUAUGUUCCACUGAAAGUUGGUGUAAACUAUUAUAGAAAUUUACUUUGUACAGAUGAAAAAUUAAAAUAUAAUAUUUUGCCAUUCA
This is a messenger RNA of Centruroides sculpturatus (bark scorpion), 822 nucleotides long. RefSeq names its product Golgi SNAP receptor complex member 1-like (gene Gos28). The transcript is spliced from 8 exons. Gene Ontology annotation, biological process: endoplasmic reticulum to Golgi vesicle-mediated transport; vesicle fusion. Gene Ontology annotation, molecular function: SNAP receptor activity. NCBI's taxonomy places the organism in Eukaryota, Metazoa, Arthropoda, Arachnida, Scorpiones, Buthidae. Gene Ontology annotation, cellular component: Golgi medial cisterna; cis-Golgi network; Golgi membrane. The record is from RefSeq and is a predicted model, not a curated record. Bases 1 to 750 code for a protein of 249 amino acids.